This is a messenger RNA of Galleria mellonella (greater wax moth), 1959 nucleotides long. It is a transcript of the gene und, whose product is annotated as methionine aminopeptidase 2. Lineage: Eukaryota; Metazoa; Arthropoda; Insecta; Lepidoptera; Pyralidae. Bases 86 to 1498 code for a protein of 470 amino acids. The transcript is spliced from 8 exons. The record is from RefSeq and is a predicted model, not a curated record. Gene Ontology annotation, biological process: proteolysis. Gene Ontology annotation, molecular function: metalloaminopeptidase activity.
UACUCUGGUCUGUGGUCUCUUUUAUCUGUGCCAAAAUAAGUCGAACUACACAUGUGAUGUUAAUAAUUUUGUAAAUUCAAACAAAAUGGCUGCAGUAAAAACUGAUGAAUUAAAUAAGGAGGAAAUCGUUGAAAAUGGUGAGGAAGAGGAUGAUCUAGAAGGAACAGAAGAAAAUGGAACAAAAGACCCUGCUAAAAAAAAGAAAAAGAAAAAAAAGAAGAAGAAGACAGCUGAUGCUGAUGCUACAAUUGAAAAUAAGGCUGAUGUCAAUAACACGUCAGAAAAAAUACAGUCUUUAUCUGUAGAAGAAUCAGCUGGAGAUGGGGAUGACAAGAAAAAGAAAAAAAAGAAAAACAAAAAUAAGUCUGGCAAAGGACCAAGCAAGGAACAAACAAAUCCACCUACUAUACCUAUUGCUGAACUGUUUCCAGAUGGUAAUUUCCCUGAGGGCCAAAUUAUGGAACAUGGUCCCGCUGAAGGCAUUAACGAACAAACUGCCAAAGAUCGCUUUACAAGCGAGGAAAAAAGAGCCUUGGAUAGAAUGCAACAAGAUAUCUAUCAAGAAAUUAGACAUGCUGCAGAAGCACAUAGACAGACUCGUGACCAUAUCCGUAAAUGGAUAAAGCCUGGCAUGACCAUGAUCCAAAUUUGUGAAGAAUUAGAAUCGACUGCAAGGCGUCUUAUUGGUGAAGAUGGGCUUAAGGCUGGUUUGGCUUUUCCUACUGGCUGCAGUCGUAACCAUUGUGCUGCCCACUACACUCCUAAUACAGGUGACACAACUGUUCUUGAAUAUGAUGAUGUGGUGAAAAUAGAUUUUGGCACACACAUUAAUGGACGUAUUAUUGACUGUGCAUUCACUCUGCACUUCAACCCUCGGUAUGAUCCCCUAGUUAAAGGUGUGCAGGAGGCAACUGAAGCUGGUAUUAAAUCAUCCGGGGUAGAUGUGAGGUUGUGUGAUGUUGGUGCUGCAAUACAAGAAGUAAUGGAAUCACAUGAAGUAGAGUUGGAUGGCCAAGUGUAUCAAGUGAAGCCUAUUCGAAAUCUUAACGGGCAUUCGAUUGGGCCCUAUAGAAUUCAUGCUGGCAAAACGGUGCCAAUUGUAAAAGGAGGCGAAACGACACGCAUGGAAGAAAAUGAGUUCUAUGCUAUUGAAACAUUUGGAUCUACAGGACGCGGGCAAGUUCACGAUGAUAUGGACUGUUCACACUACAUGAAAAAUUUCGACCAACAGUUUGUGCCAUUAAGACUGCAAUCUUCCAAACAAUUGCUAAAUUUGAUUAACAAAAAUUUUGGUACGCUCGCAUUUUGCAAGCGAUGGUUAGAACGCGCUGGCGCGUCAAGGUAUGCUAUGGCACUAAAAGAUCUCUGCGAUAAAGGAGUGGUGGACCCUUACCCACCUUUGUGUGACAUCAAAGGUUGCUACACUGCCCAGUUUGAACACACUAUCCUUCUAAGACCUACUUGUAAGGAAGUGAUAUCACGUGGAGAAGAUUACUAGCGUCUAAUGAACAACGUCGACAACGUUGCUGUUUUGUUAUAAUUGUGUUAAACACUUACAUUCAAUAAUGUCAAAAUAUACUCUCCUGCAAGUUCUUUAAAAAUUGUAAAUAAAUUGUUUUAAUAACAACAAUAGUUAUUUUCUUUGCUUAUUGGUAGAUGUCAGUCUUAUAACAGUAUAAUAUUAGUUAUAUUCUUUGAACAUUUUAACUGUGCAGUUGCGUAUAUUCAUAUUAUUAUCCGUCAUUGAACCCGUCUCGUCCACUUAUAUGUGGGUUAUUUGUUUUAUUAUUUAUAGGUUUUCACUUUUAUUAAAAUUGUAUAUCAUUUAUCCUAAAUAACUUGUAUUAAAUUUCUUUAAGUAAUGUCAUUAAUUUUAUAAAAGGUGAUAUAUUAUUAUAUAUACACUAGUUUGUCAAACUAACACAUGAAACAUAUGAAAUAAAGUUCAAACUUACAUAA